UGGCAACACUAUUGUAUAACCUUAGGCCGUAAAACUCUUCAUCUUAAUUUUGUUCUGUAAUUCCGCGAGGUACCAAAUAACUAGAGCAAUGGCUGGCGAAGGCGAGAAACUGACCGGCCUGUCAAAGAUUUUCAAUGGCACCACCAUGGCUGGCCGUGCCAAUGUGGCCAAGGCAACAUAUGCUGUGAUGGGUCUGGUUAUUGCCUACCAAGUGCUGAAGCCCAAGAAGAAGUAGAGCAAAUGUUAAUGAUGUAGAUUGGGGCAUACACCGCCAUCUCCAACAUCCCUUAUAUCACAUUGUCAUCUAAGGGACUAAAGAGAUUUAUGAUUUAAAUGUGUUUAGAGCAAGGAAUAAAUAAGUUGUACCAACAUCAACACAUGAAA
Molecule: messenger RNA, 384 nt
Organism: Drosophila willistoni
Lineage: Eukaryota; Metazoa; Arthropoda; Insecta; Diptera; Drosophilidae
Gene: Neb-cGP
Exons: 3
Coding region: 89-235 (48 amino acids)
Source: RefSeq, a predicted model, not a curated record